UUAGACCACCACAAGAGCCCAAAACACAGUCCAUGAGACCCAUCACUGGUCCAAUAAUAAAACUGUUAUAAUUCCUUACCUCGUACUACUACAUAUUUUGUACUUAUUUUCAUUACCAUAACUAUAAAGACAGCCCCCACAGACCAGAUUAAACCCUUUCUGUCAUCUCUGCUUCAUUUCAUGUACAAUGAAACUAUAUAAAUGUGAUAUAUCAUCAUCUUCAAAUCGCUUCAAAUUAAUCUUGGUAUGUGUUCUUUUCAUGUACCUUCUAGUUAUUACAUUGGAAAUCCCCCAUCUUAGUAUAGGGUUUGUAGACAAUGUGUUUGUUGAUAGGUCAUUUCACCGAUCACCAAAAAGACACGUAAAGAGUGUCAAGAGAGUGUCUGGAUUGGUUCUUGAUGAAAAUGGAUUUGUGGGUAUUGAAAAAAAUCGAAACUUUAGUGAGCUUGUUGAGAUGGCCAGGGAGGCCAUUGUGGUGGGGAAGAAGAAAUGGGAAGAUAUUGUGGCAGGGAAAGUGAAAAUUAAGAAGAAGGGGAAUGGUACUGUGGAAUGUCCAAAGUCUUUGUUGUUAUCGGAACUCGAGUUUAGGAAAAAGGGUGGGAUGGUGCUUAUGCAAUGUGGGUUGGGAGUGGGAUCUUAUAUUAGUGUUGUGGGGAAGCCUAGGAAGGCACAUUUGGAGAAGAACCCGAAGAUCGGGGCGAAGAGAGGGGAGGAGAGUGCGAUGGUGUCACAGUUUGUUAUUGAGUUGCAGGGGUUGAAGGUUGUUGAUGGGGAGGAGCCCCCGAAGAUACUGCAUUAUAAUCCGAGGUUGAGGGGGGAUUGGAGUGGGGACCAGGUGAUUGAGCAGAACACGUGUUAUCGGAAGCAAUGGGGAGCUUCGUUGAGGUGCGUGGGAACAAAGUCUAAGGCGAGUGAAGAAACUGUUGAUGGACAGGUAAAAUGUGAAAAUUGGAUCCAAAGACAUGGCAAUCUAUCACAAAAAGCAAAUACUUCAUGGUGGCGAAAUAGGCUAAAGAAACUAAUAGAUAAGAUUUAUCGUAAACGGCCAUUUCCUUUUGUGGAAGACAAGAUCUUUGUUCUUACUUUAUAUGCUGGCAUGGAGGGUUUUCAUGUCAGUGUAGAUGGGAGACAUGUAUCUUCUUUUCCUUAUCGCCCUGGUUUUACUCUUGAGGAUGCCACGGGUCUAUCUAUAAAAGAGGAUGUCAGCGUGCAUUCCGUGUUUGCUACUUCAUUACCCACAAGUCAUCCAAGUUUUGCUCCACUGGGGCUCCUAGAGAUGGUCCCUAAAUGGAAGGCUCCACCUCUCUUUGAUUCACCUGUCGAAUUUUUUAUUGGGAUUAUUUCCGCGGGCAAUCAUUUUGCUGAGAGGAUGGCUGUGAGGAAGUCAUGGAUGCAGCAUAAAUCAAUCAAGUCAUCGAAUGUUGUUGCCCGGUUUUUUGUGGCCAUGCAUAAAAAGAAGGAUGUGAAUGCGGUACUUAUGAAAGAAGCACAUUAUUUUGGUGAUAUUGUUGUAGUACCUUACAUGGAUAACUAUGACCUUGUUGUUUUGAAGACUCUAGCAAUUUGUGAGUAUGGGGUCCGCACUGUAGCGGCAAAGUAUAUUAUGAAGUGUGAUGAUGAUACAUUUGUAAGAUUAGAUGCAGUUGUCAAGGAAGUUAAGAAAGCUCGGGAAGAUAAAAGCCUAUAUCUUGGGAACAUCAAUUAUAAUUUCAAGCCCUUCCGACGUGGUAAAUGGGCUGUGACAUAUGAGGAAUGGCCAGAACUAUCUUAUCCACCUUAUGCAAAUGGGCCUGGUUACAUUAUAUCAUCUGAUAUUGCUAGCUAUGUCUUAUCCAGAUUUGAAAAGCACAAGUUGCGAUUGUUCAAAAUGGAAGAUGUGAGCAUGGGGAUGUGGGUGAACAAAUUUAACAAGUCCAGACCUGUUGAGUACGUUCACAACUUGAAGUUUUGUCAGUUCGGAUGCAUUGAAGAUUAUUUCACUGCACAUUACCAAACACCACGACAGAUGGCAUGUCUCUGGGCGAAAUUGAAACAUCGAGGAAAGCCUCAGUGCUGCAACACUCGAUUAGACUUAUAGAAGUAGUAGGUUGAACAUAAAAAAUUAGGAAACAGUUGUAACAAGAUACAUUGUCAUUGAUAUGUACAUGACAUACAUGCGAUUAGAUAUACACAUAGUUAGAUUGGGGUUUUUGAUUCACAGUUCUCAGUUUUGAGUCAUCCGUCAUUUGAAGACUCAAUAUAGUUUCUGCAGAUGGUCGUGCAGAGUCUCUGCAGAUGGUCGUGCAAUAUAGUUUCUGCAGAUGGUCGCGCAGAGUCUCUGCACGACCAUCGUGCGAGGUAUGAGUAUCCUUGUCAACAGUUUAAAAAUAAGGAUACUGUAGGAGUUCAGUUGAGAUAGAAAUUAUAAGAAAUUCUAGUUCCAGACUUCCUUGUGCUGUAGCUUAUUAGCUGGUUGAGGCUGAAAUAUCAAA
Molecule: messenger RNA, 2471 nt
Organism: Daucus carota subsp. sativus
Lineage: Eukaryota; Viridiplantae; Streptophyta; Magnoliopsida; Apiales; Apiaceae
Product: hydroxyproline O-galactosyltransferase GALT6
Exons: 7
Coding region: 188-2077 (629 amino acids)
Cellular component (GO): Golgi membrane
Molecular function (GO): hexosyltransferase activity; carbohydrate binding
Source: RefSeq, a predicted model, not a curated record